Messenger RNA from Boeremia exigua, 719 nucleotides. RefSeq lists its product as uncharacterized. The transcript has a single exon. The coding region runs from base 103 to 315 and encodes 70 amino acids. The record is from RefSeq and is a predicted model, not a curated record. Lineage: Eukaryota; Fungi; Ascomycota; Dothideomycetes; Pleosporales; Didymellaceae.
CGAUUCGUAAGUAAUGCGCCACACCUACACCAAUAACAGCCUCUGCCACAUCGACUUAAGGAAUUCAUGAUGCCAAGCCAUGGCCUAGCAUAGAGGGCUUCAAUGACACAUUGGGUCAAGUGGUGGCUUGUUCUGCGACUAGUUCCCCACCACGGGGCUACACGAGAUGAGAUACACGAGUCCAGCCAGAAGCUCCACCUCGGCCUGCCUUGCGCAUCAAUGAGCUCUCGCCCUUCAUACCCAGCUAUGUGCAUCCGCUGCUCAAUUAGCUAUUUGUUUCCCCGCUUCGGUCUGUGCGCAAUGUUUCAGGUUUAGCAUCGCUCGUCUAUCGGUGCUCUCGACCUCCUUUUGCCGGUGGGAGCACCAAAUGUGUGCCUCGUAGAGGAAAAGGCAAGUGCUUGAGGUGUCUAAGCUUUGAGAAGCGGAACGAUGGCGCAAACAUAUAUCCUCGUUCUCGUGCGCUGAUCAUUGCUGCGACCAUCAUCUACAAUUCCUUUAAACGAUCCCACGAUCCUUUUCAGAGCUCCUCGAUCACAAUGUAUCUCACCAGCGUCCUGUCAGUACUGCUGGCAUCGGCUGCCACCAGCCAGGCUGCCUGCAGCCUUCCUUCUUCCUACAAGUGGACAUCGACUGGGCCUUUGGCCACUCCCAAGUCUGGCUGGGUGUCUGUCAAGGACUUCACCACUGUCGAGUACAACGGCAAGAAGCUUGUGUACGGC